Molecule: messenger RNA, 2583 nt
Organism: Leptosomus discolor (cuckoo roller)
Lineage: Eukaryota; Metazoa; Chordata; Aves; Leptosomiformes; Leptosomidae
Source: RefSeq, a predicted model, not a curated record
GAGAUGCUAAAACAGAACAAAAACCUGGUGAGAAAAAGAGGGGAGUGAAGAGACCACGUGAAGACCAUGGCCGUGGAUAUUUUGAAUACAUUGAGGAGAAUAAGUACAGCAGGGCCAAGUCCCCUCAACCACCUGUUGAAGAAGAAGAUGAACAUUUUGACGACACGGUGGUUUGUCUUGAUACUUAUAACUGUGACCUGCAUUUUAAAAUCUCAAGAGACCGAUUUAGUGCUUCCUCUCUGACCAUGGAAAGCUUUGCUUUCCUUUGGGCCGGAGGGAGAGCCUCCUAUGGUGUUUCUAAAGGCAAAGUCUGCUUUGAGAUGAAGGUUACAGAAAAGAUACCUGUUAAACACCUGUACACAAAAGACAUUGACAUACAUGAAGUUCGAGUUGGCUGGUCACUGAACACAAGUGGGAUGUUGCUUGGUGAAGAAGAAUUUUCUUAUGGGUAUUCUCUAAAAGGAAUAAAGACAUGCAAUUGUGAGACUGAAGACUUUGGUGAGAAGUUUGAUGAAAAUGAUGUGAUUGGAUGUUUUGCUAAUUUUGAUGGUGAUGAAGUGGAACUCUCAUAUUCCAAGAAUGGACAAGAGCUUGGUGUUGCAUUCAAAAUAAGUAAGGAAGUUCGAUCGCUCUUCCCACAUGUUCUCUGCCAUAACUGUGCAGUUGAGUUCAACUUUGGUCAGAAGGAGGAACCUUACUUCCCUGUCCCUGAAGAGUAUACCUUCAUCCAGAAGGUCCCCCUGGAGGAUAGGGUCCGAGGACCAAAGGGACCUGAGCAAAAGAAAGAUUGUGAGGUGGUGAUGAUGAUUGGCUUGCCUGGAGCUGGCAAGACUACAUGGGUUACCAAACAUGCAGCAGCCAACCCUGGGAAAUACAACAUUCUUGGGACAAAUACUAUUAUGGACAAAAUGAUGGUUGCAGGUUUUAAGCGGCAGAUGGCGGACACUGGAAAACUUAACACACUGUUGCAGAGAGCUCCACAGUGUCUUGGAAAGUUCAUUGAGAUUGCAGCUCGUAAGAAGCGGAAUUUCAUUUUGGAUCAGACAAAUGUGUCUGCAGCUGCGCAGAGGAGAAAAAUGUGCCUGUUUGCAGGCUUCCAGCGCAAAGCAGUUGUUGUUUGCCCAAAAGAUGAAGACUACAAGCAAAGAACACAAAAGAAGGCAGAGGUGGAGGGAAAAGAUCUUCCAGAGCAUGCAGUUCUCAAAAUGAAAGGGAACUUCACACUGCCAGAGGUAGCAGAAUGUUUUGAUGAAAUAAUCUAUGUAGAGUUGCAAAAAGAAGAAGCUCAGAAGCUUUUGGAACAAUACAAAGAAGAAAGUAAGAAAUCUCUUCCGCCAGAAAAGAAACAGAACACUGGCUCAAAGAAGAACAAGAAGAGCAAUAAAAAUCAGUUUAAUAGGGGUCAGAGAGGACGUGGAGGAUUCAACAUGCGGGGCAACUUCAGAGGAGGAGUCCCUGGCAAUCGUGGUGGAUACAACAGGAGGGGAGGCAACAUGCCUCAGCGAGGUGGUGGAGGUGGUGGUGGCGGCGGUGGCAGCAGCGGUGCGAUUGGCUACCCAUAUCCUCGUGGCCCUGUCUUUCCAAGCAGAGGUGGCUACUCAAACAGAGGAAACUAUAACAGAGGUGGAAUGCCCAACAGGGGAAACUACAACCAGAACUUCAGAGGAAGGGGAAAUAAUCGUGGCUACAAAAACCAAUCUCAGGGCUACAACCAGUGGCAGCAGGGUCAAUUCUGGGGUCAGAAGCCAUGGAGUCAGCAUUAUCACCAAGGAUAUUAUUGAAUACCCAAAUAAAUGAACUGAUACAUAUUUCUCCAAAACCUUCACAAGAAGUCGACUGUUUUCUUUAGUAGGCUAACUUUUUAAACAUUCCACAAGAGGAAGUGCCUGCGGGUUCCUUUUUUAGAAGCUUUGUGGGUUGAUUUUUUUUCUUUUCUUUUUUUGUACAUUUUUAAUUGCAGUUUUAAAGUGAUUCGUAAGAGAACCUCAGCAUUGUGCACGAUAAGAGAAUGUGUCAGUAUUUCAGGGUUCUACAUUUUAUCUGUAAAAUGUGACUUUUUUUUUACCACAACAAAAGUAAAACGUUGCUUUGUACCUGGUGUCUUUUUAUUAAAGAAUUUUCUCCUUUUCCCCCAUCCCCCAAUUUCUAAGAAACAGUCGUGAGUCAUGUCACAAUACGAUAGAAAUGUUAGCAACCAGAUUCGCACGGAGGCUCCAUAGUAGCCCUCCUGGAUACCAUGCAAUUAUGUAAAGCUCCGUAUUACACUCCACCCUCUCUAUGAAGCUUCUGGGUGGGGAGGGGAGGAGGGGGAGGCAAAAGUUUCUGGCAAUAACUAGGACUUUUUUGUAACCUUUGGAACUUCAAUAAGACAGUGGGGGCAAAGAGGAAACCUGGGGCUAAAUAGCGAAGGUGGAGUGUAUGUAGAAGCUCUUAAAGUUGUAAAACUUGGUUGCAUUAUUUGUGGAGGCUCAAACUUGUGAAGGUACACCACCAUAAUUUCUUUUCCAUUUGUUCUGCAUUUUGAUUAUGAGAAGAAGCUGGCUUUACCCAUUUCUUAUUAAACAAAACUUGUUGUAAAUCCAG